AAAAAUGCUCAAAAAACUAUAUUUAAAAAAAAACUACAAUUUAGCACAAUGAAAUGGUAACAUUAAUAUGGAGCUUACUGUACUUGAUUUAUAUCAGCUGACGUUUGUAAAUAACAGGUUUGGCGCGCAAUCUCAACUAAUUUGUUUGUGAUGAAAUUUCGUGCCUUAAUUUUUAGUGUGCAAAAUAUAAAUUUGUUUGAAAAAAUAUAUUUAUGCCGUUGCAAAAAUGUCUACACGCAGUUGUGUGCCGAUGCAGCAAAAGUAUAAUCGUGUAGUUGUGCUAGUGGACAUGGAUUGUUUCUUUUGUCAAGUGGAGGAGAAACUUAAUCCGCAGCUUAAAGGACAGCCGCUGGCCGUAGUGCAGUAUAAUGCAUGGCGUGGUGGCGGCAUAAUUGCUGUUAACUACGCUGCGCGUGCCAAAGGUGUAACGCGCCAUAUGCGCGGUGAUGAGGCGAAGGAACGUUGCCCGGAAAUACAAUUGGUUAAAGUGCCAAAUAUACGGGAAAAAGCCGAUUUGGGCAAGUAUCGUGAGGCAGGCAAAGAAGUGGCGAAUGUGCUACAACGUUUUACACCAUUGUUGGGGCGCGCUUCGGUCGAUGAGGCUUACUUAGAUAUAACGGAAGAGGUUAAUAAACGCUUAGGUGACAUGAAUGCGGGUUCAUUUAUGCUCCAACCGCAAGCGCUUAUAAAUACCUAUGCUGUAGGCUAUGCUGGCAUUGGUGAUUAUUUAAAUGUAAUCACAAAACGUUUUAAUGAGCCUAAUGCGGAUGAUUUAGAUGCCGAUUAUGGUUGCUAUGCACAAGCACAUGAUGAUGCCGAUAUGGCGAUUGUACGUCAAAGUGAUAUUCGCUUGCUCAUAGGCGCAGCGGUGGCAAGUGAAGUGCGUGCUGCUGUUAAAGCCGAAACAGACUAUGAAUGUUCCGCUGGAAUUGCGCACAAUAAAAUUCUUGCAAAAUUGGCUUGCGGCAUUAAUAAGCCGAAUAAGCAGACCAUCUUGCCGUUGGCACAGAUACCCCAGUUAUUCGAAACAUUACCACUUACCAAAAUACAAGGAUUAGGUGGAAAAUUUGGCGAAAACAUAUGCACAAGUUUGAAUAUACGCUUUCUAGCAGAGCUAUUGCCAUUUUCUGAGCAAGAGUUGCAACGGAAAUUCGAUGAGAAAAAUGGCACUUGGUUAUAUAAUAUUUGCCGCGGCAUUGAUUUGGAAGCGGUAACGCCGCGUUUUUAUUCCAAAAGUAUCGGUUGUUGCAAGAAAUUUCCCGGACGCAAUAAUAUAACUGGUCUAAAUACACUGCGUCAUUGGCUGGGCGAGUUGGCUAACGAAAUUUGCGAACGCAUGGAAAAAGAUAUGCUGGAGAAUAACCGGCGUGCCAAGCAAAUGGUGCUCAGCUUUGUGCAAGAAUUCGAUGGCGAAGAGAUAUCUAGCUCACGUUCAGUGCCGCUUAAGGGUUACGAGCAGGAGACAUUAACCAAAAGCAGCUUGGAAGUGCUGCAGACACAUACGAAACAGUUUUUCAAAACCGGCAGCACGCUAGCUUUAAACAAUCCCAUUAAAUUUUUGGGUAUUAGUGUGGGCAAGUUUGAAACAAUACAAAGUGGACAAAAUAAAUUGCAGGAAAUGUUUGCCAAUAUGGCAACUAAGAAGAAAAACGAAGCGGACCAUGCGUCGACACAAGCUAAUGCAAUCACCGAUAAGAACACACAAGUUAACGUAGAACCUGCUGCACAAAAACCAACAUUUAUGCAAAAUUUCUUGCAACGUGACGCUAAAACAAAUAACUCAACUAUUUCAAAAGCUAAUAACAGUACAAGUGAAGUGGAUAGAAAUUCAACAGUAAGCGAUGCAGAGCAAACUGCUGUAAAUUUAACAAGUAUUACUGAAAAUAACUCAAAGCCAACAGAAGUACGCAGCUUCUUUCUUAAUGCUUUAAAGCAGCAGAAAUCUAAGGAGAAUACAUGCACGUCAACUACCGCUAUUGUUGCAGCUGAAAACAAUAUGCGCAUCAAUAAUAAUGUAGAAGAGCCAGAAGCUGAUAUUUCCAAAAGUUUCUUCGCAAAGUUCUUGAAAAAGUCGGAUAUACAAGCAAAUAAUAUGACAAAAGUAGCACAAGAAAACACGAAUCAACGCGCAAACAUCGCAAACUAUAAGGCAACCUGCCAAAGCAACAGUAUAAUAGAAACCGUUACUACAACAACAACAACAACAACCAAUGUAAUAGAUUCAUCGCUUGAACCAGAACAACCAAUUCACGAGGCAACGGCCAUAACCAAUGCAUUAGCGACAACAGAAACCACUUACAAUAACAAUGCAACAACAAAUAAACGCAAAUAUACCGUUUUGCUCGACAACACCUCGCCAACUCCUAAAUCACUAAAACAUGAGUUACCAGUAACGGUGACGCGUACGCCUUCACCAACUUAUGAAGCAAGUUAUGCUGAAUUUGCGGUGCCUGAAUUGCGUCCAGAAUUCAUACAGAUGACAAAAUGUGCUACUUGCAAAGCUAAUAUACCAGGCGAUGCACGUUCCAUGCAAUUGCAUCAGGACCACCACUUGGCCAUGCAGCUUAGCCAACAAAUACGUGACGAAUAUCGCACGGCGGUCAAAACUAAACUCAAUGCUCAAAAGUCCACAGCAAUUACAGCGGUUAACAACAAAAAAUCCAAAAAGUCACCAGUGCAAGCAACAAAAGCCGCCAACAACAGCAUAACCAAAUUUCUAAAACCCAAUAUUGCUAGUACAACAACAACUGCCGCAAAUGCAACUUCAGUUGUUGUCGAGUCAGCGCCUGCUGUUGUGGUAAUAGAUCUUCUAGAUGCCUCUCUGCAGGAUGCAGUGGUUUGUGAAGAGUGUCACGUGUCCAUAGCCACAAGUGAGCUGCAAGCGCAUAAAGAUUUUCAUGUUGCCAAAGCUUUGCAACGUCAACUCAACAUGUUGGAAGUGCGCACUGUGUCGGUGGCGAAAAAGCCAAAUGCACUUAGUAAUAAUAAUAGCUUGCAUUUAAGUCCUGCGAGUGUUAAAAAUGCGAAAUCAAUAACGCAAUUCUUUUCACAAUCAAAUUGUUAGUCAAAUAAAUAUAUACAUACCUACACACAUACAUACAUACAUAAGUGUUCCAAGUAAGCCAGUAUAAGUGUUCUAAGUAAGCAAGUAAAUAUCUAUGAAUUAAGGUCAUCAUUAAGAUUAUCAUAUGCCGUGUGUGGAGCCUUUCAAAUACACACACUCAUUUCAAUUUUUACUACUAUUACUACCAUACAAAAAGCAUAA
Messenger RNA from Bactrocera oleae (olive fruit fly), 3265 nucleotides. It is a transcript of the gene PolH, whose product is annotated as DNA polymerase eta. Gene Ontology annotation, cellular component: site of double-strand break; nucleus; replication fork. The record is from RefSeq and is a predicted model, not a curated record. Gene Ontology annotation, biological process: error-prone translesion synthesis; response to radiation. Gene Ontology annotation, molecular function: DNA-directed DNA polymerase activity; damaged DNA binding. NCBI's taxonomy places the organism in Eukaryota, Metazoa, Arthropoda, Insecta, Diptera, Tephritidae.